GCCGAGCAAUUCAAAUCUCAAAUGCUAGAUAUUGCGGCUGCCAUCAACUAUUCGGAAGAAAAGACAACUGCAACUGACAUACCAAGGUUUUAUGCCGAAGAUGCCAUGAAGGAUUUCCAGUUAGGAGACAAGAACUGGGAAAACUUGAUUGAGAAAGCAAAGAAUCAACCAUCACUUCGAAAAAUGAAACAAGCCAGUAUGCAACGAGGUCUAAUGGAAGCGAACCAUAGGAAGCACCGCGAAAUGGCCAAAUCAUCACUUAAUGCAAAGAAAUCAAAGAUGAGCGAGCCACGACAUACACCCAGUGAACCUAAAAGUCCUAGGUUUACCACGGCCGAUUACGUAGUGCCUCCCGGUAUGGCUAUUCCACGGAAACCCGCUUCGAUGGAGCAAAAGAUCACAAUUGCACCAAAGAAGGCAGAAGAUAUUCUCUGGAGCCCAAACAAGCUGGAACAAUCCCAAGACUAUUAUACCAGUGUAUCUGUAAGUAUAAUAAGCGGUAAUGUGGUAAAUGCAGAUUGUACAUUAACGCUUACGCUAUGGCUUAGUCUAGGGGAAGCUCAUACAUAUCCUUGCCGCCAACUCCACUAAGCAUGGUUGACAGUUCAGACAUUGUUGGGUUAAAUGGUCGUGACACAUAUUCAAAGCAAGGGAAAAGCGAGGUAUGAUA
Umbelopsis ramanniana AG is the source of this 670-nucleotide messenger RNA. RefSeq lists its product as uncharacterized. The record is from RefSeq and is a predicted model, not a curated record. The transcript has a single exon. The coding region runs from base 22 to 591 and encodes 189 amino acids. Lineage: Eukaryota; Fungi; Mucoromycota; Umbelopsidomycetes; Umbelopsidales; Umbelopsidaceae.